Brienomyrus brachyistius is the source of this 1237-nucleotide messenger RNA. It is a transcript of the gene spx, whose product is annotated as spexin hormone. The record is from RefSeq and is a predicted model, not a curated record. Lineage: Eukaryota; Metazoa; Chordata; Actinopteri; Osteoglossiformes; Mormyridae. Gene Ontology annotation, molecular function: neuropeptide hormone activity. Bases 600 to 959 code for a protein of 119 amino acids. The transcript has 6 exons.
UCGCAGCAGGAGCGCCCUGAAAGAAUCUCUGUCGCAGGGCCAUUGACAGGCUGUCAGCAGCCGUUUCAUUCAUAAGAAUCGCCAUCAUUAAAUUUUACACAUCGUAUAUUAUGUACUGUGCGAAAAUGCGGUCAUAUUUUCCGUCACAUUUGUCAAAAAAAAAGCACAAGUCAAUAGACCUGUUGUACUUCUUGUUGAUUAAUAGCAUGUUAAUAUAGGAUGUGAAUCAGAAGCAAUUUAUUUCGUACUUUUAACCACGUCUAGUUAAUUUAACUAUGUUAAUGUUAACGCAAUAUGCCUAUAUUUCUGUAUCGUAUAUGUAUGUGUGCAUAGGAUCGCGUAGGUUAAAUAUUGUUUAUUGAGCGGAACGAGCUUUCGGGGGUGAAAAUCACAUUCACCCGUUCAAUCAUCUUCUAAACGAUCGACACUGACAAUUCCCCCAGGAAACAGGAGCGCACGCCUUAAGCCCCCCGGGUGUGACAGGGGGUUUAUGCGGGAUUCCUCCACCCAGUGCUUAUAAAGGGCGGAGAAGCCGAAGUCAACGCCACUCAACCUGACUCGGUUUCACUGAGCGCUAACAGGCGAGAGAAUUACCAAGAAUGAAGAGUUUAAAGACGCAUAAAACUCACGCCUUGGCGUUUCUACUGGUAGCGACACUCGUUUCUCAUUCUUGGAGCGCGCCAAAGGAUGGUUUUCAACGAAGAAACUGGACGCCGCAGGCUAUGCUGUAUCUUAAAGGGACACAGGGACGUCGUUUCAUAUCUGAAGACAGAAAUGAAGGGGACGUGUAUGACACAGUCCAUCUAGAGACACGCAGCCAGAAGGCAGAGCAGCUUAGUGUGUCACGGGCGGCAGCUGUGCUCCUGAACUUCCUCCAACAGGCCAAGGAAGAAGCAGAAGAAAACGCCGAUCAAGUUUACUUCCAAGAUCUUACACCAUGGAAACGAGAUUAUUUCUGAUAGGUCGUUGACGAAUUUAUCUUUGUCGGACGAACAUGUGUUUUAGUUUGUUUCUAUUCUGUAGAGGAAAUAUUGAAUUCUGUACGCAGUUUUGACUCGGUGUUUUGAAUGUACUGUUAAUUAAAUGAAAGUUUGCAUUCGAUUUGAUACUUUGUUGUACUACAUGCUGUUCCAUUAAAAUUCACCAGGGGGCACAUAAUCUGCGCAACACAGAAAUUAAUUAGGGCGAUUAUAGAAAAUAAAGUUUACAAUCAAAAGUUUUGAAAGUUAAUUUUAAA